Molecule: messenger RNA, 384 nt
Organism: Gracilinanus agilis (Agile Gracile Mouse Opossum)
Lineage: Eukaryota; Metazoa; Chordata; Mammalia; Didelphimorphia; Didelphidae
Gene: MEIG1
Product: meiosis/spermiogenesis associated 1
Exons: 3
Coding region: 10-384 (124 amino acids)
Cellular component (GO): nucleus
Source: RefSeq, a predicted model, not a curated record
UCUGAGCAAAUGGACCACCGUGAUGAGCAAUUAAGAAGGGAAGAAAGAAGAAACAACUAUUUCCCAGCAGCAAAGAAGGGAAAAGAAAAAAAACCUGGUGGUAAAACUUCUGUAGACAUGGCUAGUUCUGACAUGAAACCAAAAUCAAUAAGUCGUGCCAAAAAAUGGUCAGAUGAGAUAGAGAAUCUGUACAGAUUUCAGCAAGCAGGAUAUCGGGAUGAAAUUGAAUAUAAACAAGUGAAGCAAGUCUCUAUGGUAGAUCGUUGGCCAGAGACAGGCUAUGUGAAGAAACUUCAGAGAAGAGAUAAUACUUUCUAUUACUAUAAUAAACAGAGGGAAUGUGAAGACAAGGAGGUUCAUAAAGUGAAAAUUUAUGCUUAUUAG